Ochlerotatus camptorhynchus is the source of this 5211-nucleotide messenger RNA. RefSeq lists its product as uncharacterized. Bases 1 to 5211 code for a protein of 1736 amino acids. The record is from RefSeq and is a predicted model, not a curated record. Gene Ontology annotation, biological process: DNA integration; proteolysis. Lineage: Eukaryota; Metazoa; Arthropoda; Insecta; Diptera; Culicidae. Gene Ontology annotation, molecular function: nucleic acid binding; zinc ion binding; aspartic-type endopeptidase activity. The transcript has a single exon.
AUGGAGCAGAAUCUCGAUAGGUUGUUGGAUCGGCGCGAUCUGUUGAAGGUGAAGCUAUUCCAGAUUGCAGAAGAGCUAGAAGAAGAGUCGAAUCUCGAGUCGAAUAAUAUUCACUGGCUCAAUUUGCAGAUGGAAAAUAUACGUCGGUGUUACGAUGACAACGAGAAGAUACAUUUUGAGAUUUGUGAUAUCGUCGCUCGGGAGCAUCGAAAGGAGUACACGGAGGAGUAUUUCCGUUAUAAUAAAUACCACAACAAGUUGUUCGUGAAGAUCCAGACUGCAAUUUCGAAGCUGAAGAAUGAUGAAGACAAAGCGAAGCAAGAAGCGCAGAAACUCCCAGUAGCAUCGCUCGUACCACAGCAACCGAUUGUGGUGAAUGCUGCUGCCCCGCAUUUGCAAGUACCGUUGCCGACUUUCGAUGGAAACCUCGAGAACUGGUACUCGUUCAAAUGCAUGUUCCAGACUAUCAUGGACAGGUAUCCGAACGAGUCUCCUGCGAUCAAGCUUUAUCAUCUGAAAAACUCGCUUAUUGGAAGUGCUUCCGAUAAAAUUGACCAGGAUGUGAUCAAUAAUAAUGAUUACAUGGCAGCAUGGAAGGUGCUCGAACACGCAUAUGAAGAUGAAAGGCUGAUCAUCGAUACGCACAUCGAUGCAUUGGAGAUGUUGCCAAGAAUGACACGUGAACACGGAGAAGAGUUACGAAAGUUGAUCGAAAGCUGCUCGAAACACGUCGAUGCACUGAAGAAUCUUCAACUGCCCGUGGCAGGACUAGGAGAGAUGAUCCUUAUCAACACAAUUGCCAAGCGUUUGGAUAAGGUCACGCGUACGCUGUGGGAGUCGCAGCUAGACCAAGAUGAACGACCGUCGUUCAGCGAGAUGAUGGAUUUCCUUCGUGAACGAUGCCGAAUACUACAGAAAGUAAAGGGUUAUCCGGAGCACCGGGUGCAACCAAAUAUAGUGAAGCAAAAGGGAAAACUGGAAUCGAGGAACUUAUCAGCGAAGAACUUCGUUCAAGUAGUCAAGGAAUGCUGUCCCUGUUGCAGCAGUGAUCAUGCAAUCUACAAAUGUGAAGAAUUCAAGAAGUUGAGUGUUGCUGAUCGUUACAACAGAGUGAAGAUAUGUGGCUUAUGUUUUAACUGCCUUCGUCGCGGUCAUCGUACGGUGGAUUGUAAGUGUGAGCAAUCAUGCAAGACGUGUCGGAGAAAGCACCAUAGUCUCCUCCACGAAGACAUCACAAAUGCCAGGAAAGAUUCGCCUAUCCAAGUUUCAGCUACCGCUACAACUAGUAGCAAUGGGCAAUCUACUGUUCAAACCCAAGGAUCUGUGAACUGUGCCCAAUUACAAACCAUGAAGAAACAAGUGCUGCUAUCAACCGCAAACGUUCUGGUAUGUGGAUCAGGAGGUUUCAAACAGGCGUGUCGUGCACUCCUGGAUUCGGGAUCCGACUCCAACAUCAUGUCUGAAAAGUUCGCUAGGAGUUUGAAUAUAGCUUGGGAGAGGAUCGAUCUACCUAUUACUGGCUUGAACAAUGCUGAGACUCAGGUCAGGUAUAAGCUGCGGACGAAGAUUAUUUCUCGUGUAAACCAGUUCGAAGCUGUUUUGGACUUCCUGGUGGUUCCCAAGGUAAUCGCUAAUCUGCCGAUGGUUGAAGUCGAUAUACGCUCGUGGCCGAUUCCUGCUGGACUUUCAUUGGCUGACCCAUCUUUCCACGUACCUGAUGAGGUUCAGCUGAUUAUUGGUGCCGAGCUAUUUUACGAUCUGCUCAAGGAAGGAAGGAUGAAGAUAAACAACGAAUGCCCUACUUUGGUGGAAACUCAACUUGGAUGGAUCGUUAGUGGCUCAGUGUACACCAGCAGCAACAAGCGUCAACGUACCGUUUGCCAUCUAGCGGUAACCAAUGAAGAUUUAAAUCAAACCUUGACGAAGUUUUGGGAACUCGAAGCUUGUGGUGACGCGUCUUCACUCACUGCAGAAGAACAUGCUGUUGAAACGCAUUUCGAACGAACAGUAUCACGGGAUGACGACGGUAGGUACACCGUUAGACUUCCAUUCAACAAUAAAAAGGAUCAACUUGGCGACUCCCAUGAAACUGCUCAUCGGCGAUUCAAGAAGCUAUUACGUACAUUCAUCGACGAUUCGAAGAGGAUCCGCUAUACAGCAUUCAUGUCGGAGUAUCUGACAUUGGGUCAUAUGGUGGAAGUGGCGGACAAUCCUUGUGAUGGAUAUUUUCUACCGCACCACGCGGUAUACAAAGAAGCAAGCUCGACGACGAAACUCCGUGUAGUUUUUGACGCUUCGGCGAAGACAACGUCUGGUCUGUCGCUGAACGACACGUUAAAUGUAGGUCCCACCGUACAAAGCGAUCUGGUAUCGAUUAUACUACGCUUUUGCUCCCAUCAAGUGGUACUGACAGCGGAUGUUCCGAAAAUGUACCGCCAGGUAGGAGUUCACAAGGAUGACUGGAGGUAUCAAAGAACGUUGUGGCUAGACGAACAAAACCAAAUCACGACGUUUGAACUGACAACUGUUACUUACGGUUGCUCCAGUGCACCGUAUCUUGCAACACGGGUACUUGUUCAACUAGCCAAGGAUGAGGAACACGAUCUACCGCUUGCGGCGAAAGUAGUGGUAGAAGAUAGCUAUGUUGAUGAUUUUCUUACUGGAGGAAGAACAGCGGAUGAAGUGAUCGAGAUUUACCGGCAGCUAUCGGAAAUGCUGAAGCGAGGAGGUUUCGGUGUUCAUAAGUUUUGUUCUAAUGAUCAGACUGUGCUCAACAAUAUUCCGGAAGAGCUUCAGGAGACCCGAAUGGAUUUUGAAAAUGCGGCUAUAAACAACACGAUCAAGACAUUAGGAAUCAUUUGGAAUCCGAACCAGGAUUAUUUCGGCUUCUACGUGAAGGCAUUGGAUUCCAGGAACAGUUCUCCGCCAACGAAGCGAAACGUUCUUUCUGAUAUUGGCCAUCUGUUUGAUCCGUUGGGUUUUCUUGGGCCGAUUAUCACAACGGCGAAGCUGGUCAUGCAAGAUCUAUGGCGCCUAGGUGUGGCAUGGGAUGAAGAACUGCCACAGGAGCAGAUGGAGGAUUGGAUGAACUUCCGGCAGCAACUUCCGGUGGUGAACAAAAUGAAGAAGAAGCGAUGCGUGAUCUCUGACACGGGCAACGGCGUAGAACUCCAUGGAUUCUCGGACGCUUCUAACAAGGCGUACGGUGCAGUACUUUACACCAGAUGCGUUUUCCCUGAUGGAACAAUCAAUAUUGAAUUGGUUUGCAGCAAGUCGCGGGUCGCUCCGCUGAAACCAUCCACUAUUCCACGAUUGGAAUUGUGCGGAGCUUUACUCCUGGCUCACCUCGUGACGAAGACGAUCGCAGCUAUGAAGAUCUCGUUCAAAAGUGUGACACUUUGGUGCGACUCGCAAGUGGUUUUGUGUUGGUUGAAAAAGUCACCGCUUGCUAUGAAUCAGUUUGUUUCCAACCGUGUAGCAACUAUCAUCGAGUUGACGCAAGAUUACGACUGGCAGUAUGUGCGAUCUGAAAACAACCCCGCCGAUUUGAUUUCGCGAGGUCUGUUGCCUGAAGCACUCGAGGAGCAUGUUUUGUGGUGGAAAGGAUCACCGAUCCUGCGAGAACCAGAACCUCGUACAGAUGAGUACGAUGGUACCAUCGAGAUACCUGAACUACGGAUAAGCACGGUCAGCGUAGUGAAGAAUGUACCACCGAUCAAUUUCAACAGAAUAAGCAAUUUUAGACGUUUGCAAAGGGCAUGGGUGUACGUAUUGCGGUUCAUUGCGAACACUCGUACGAAGACUAGGAAUCUCUCAGAACCAACAGUUCAGGAAAUGGAUGAAGCACUUCGUACUGUUGUGAAACUGGUUCAACAAGAAGCAUUUGGCGAUCUUUUCAAGGUUUUAUCCAGUGGUUCACAGAAGCGGAACAACUAUAGCGGACUAUCCCCAUUUGUAGAUUCGGAUGGCUUGAUCAGAGUUGGAGGACGGCUCAAGUAUUCAUCGAUUCCGUACGACGGUAAACACCAGAUCCUACUACCAGAUAAGCAUCAAGUUACUCGUACCCUGGUAAGGAAGCUCCACGAAGAACAUUUGCACGUUGGGCAACGCGGUCUGCUGUCGAUUGUACGUGAAAGAUUUUGGCCGGUUAAUGCGAAAUCAUUGAUCAAGAAGACUAUUGUUACCUGUUACGCGUGCUGUAGAAACAAUCCUCGACCGUCAAGUCAGUAUAUGGGAGAUCUGCCAGAUUAUCGCAUCACACCGUCACCAGUGUUUGCGAACACAGGAGUGGACUAUGCUGGUCCAGUUAUACUUAAAGAAGCUGGGCGAAAGACUGUUCAGUACAAAGCGUACAUUGCAGUGUUCAUCUGUUUGGCAACUAAAGCCAUUCAUCUUGAGUUGGUUUCUAACCUAACAACAGACAACUUCGUUGCUGCCUUGCAACGAUUUAUAAGCAGACGUGGCAUGGUUAGCAACAUUUAUUCCGACAAUGGAACCACAUUUGUUGGAGCAAACCACGAACUGGCAGCCCUGCGUACACUUUUCGAAGAUCAAGGCCACCAGAGAAAACUGAACGAUUUCUGCAUUACCAAGAGUAUUCAAUGGCAUUUUAUUCCCCCACGAAGUCCCCAUUUCGGUGGUAUCUGGGAAGCGGGCGUUAAAUCGGCGAAGCAUCACUUGAAGCGUGUGGUUGGCGAGACCAAGUUAACUUACGAAGAAAUGUCUACAUUCCUGGCACAGACAGAGGCUAUUUUGAACAGUCGACCGCUCAUUCCAGUAUCCGAUGAUCCAAACGACGUCGAAGUUUUGACACCCUCACAUUUCCUUAUCGGGCGAUCUGCUGUAUGUCUUCCGGAACCAUCCUACGACCAAGAAAAAAUCGGCCGACUUAGCCGUUGGCAACACAUACAGCUAAUGAAGGAGCACUUUUGGAAGCGUUGGUCGGGAGAAUAUUUGCAUCAUCUUCAAUCACGCCCAAAAUGGCAUAACGGCAUCACCAAAUUUGAGGUUGGAUCACUUGUGGUACUUAAGGACGACAACGCACCACCCCAUCAGUGGCGUAUCGGCCGCAUCCAAUCUACCCACCCAGGGAAGGAUGGGAUUGUACGAGUAGUGACUGUGAAAACAUCGACGGGAGAGUAUCGGCGAGCUAUUACCAAAGUUUGCCUUCUUCCUUUGGUUGAUCCUGUGGAAUCAACGGGGGGAGAAUGA